CGGAGGUUUGUGGGGUUUCUGUCGUGUCGUGUGCCGAAGUGAAGAGGCGCCGGAGAAGUGGCAGGCAGGCAGACCCGCCAUGUGAGUGAGAGUGAGAGCGAGAGCCGGAGAAGCGAGACCACUCCACUCCUCUCCUCCGCCCCCGCCUCUCCCUCCACGAUCCGCGGCUCCACGCCAUGGCCUCCUCCCUCUACUCCGGAUGUAUUGCUGAUCCAGAUAGAUGCCGCUUGCUGAGUGUCGAUGCAAAGAGAGAACUUGUCCUUCAAUUAUCGAAGUGUCCGCAUAUUGCACUUGGAUUGCUACAUGAAUGGACAAGCCAUGAUAUCAAGCAGAUUCUCUUCUCUGUGUUAUGUAGAGAGAAAAAAUAUGAAGGGGUAUCAAAGAAAAUAAUGCUAAAGUAUCUCUUCCAAGCUGUGAACGGGGAGCCUUCUGGCCGUGGUAAACGUGUAUCCAAGUCAGACCCUGAGCAAAACUCAAGCACUCUCCAGUUCUCUCACAAAAAACUGAGAAAGAAUGAUGCUACACUGCUUCCAGUUAUUGCCAGCACUCCAGUAACAGCUGGUGUAAGUGCACCAACAAACAGUGCAUGCCAAAAUUCAGCUUGCAGGGCUAGUCUUAAUCCAGCGGAUAAAUUUUGCAGACGUUGCUCAUGCUGCAUCUGUUUUAAAUAUGACGACAAUAAGGAUCCUAGCCUCUGGCUGUCCUGCAAUUCAGACCAACCCUUGCAGGGAGAGUCAUGUGGUUUGUCAUGCCACUUGGAAUGUGCACUCGGGGAUGAAAGAUCCGGAAUUCUGCAGAGUGGACAGUCAAAGAAACUUGAUGGUUCUUAUCACUGCAUCCACUGCGGGAAACAAAAUGAUUUACUUGGGUGCUGGAAGAAACAACUAUUGAUAGCAAAAGAUGCUCGGAGGUCUGAUGUGUUGUGCCAUCGGAUAUCUCUUUGUCAUAAGCUCCUCGCAUCCACUAAGAAGUACUUGGUCCUCCAUGAGUUUGUGGAUACAGCAUUGAAGAAGCUGGAGGGCGAGCUUGGUCCGAUUACUGGCCUUGAAGAUAAGGGCCGGGGAAUUGUUGGUCGUCUUGUUGUAGGUGCUGAAGUUCAGAAGCUUUGCAGCUGCGCCAUAGAGACUCUGGAAUCUAUGUUAUCUGGUGCAUUAACAGCUGAGUCACAAACCCGGAGUUCUUCUGUGGUACCAUCCAACUUCAUAAAGCUUGUGGAUAUAUCCCAUGAAUCUGUCACUGUAGUUUUUGACCUGGAUGCAUGCCCCAUGCUCUCUCAAGGUUUAACUGGCUUUAACCUGUGGCACCGGAAGGCCAGCGAGGAACAUUAUCCCUCAAACCCAACAGGCAUAGUACCGACGCCAUCGACAAUGCUAGUGGUCAGAGGACUUGCUCCAUGUACGUGCUAUGUCAUCAAGGUUGUUGCAUUCACCAACUCAAAGGAGAUUGGGUCGUGGGAAGUCAGGACAAAUACCAUUAACUGCCCCAAGGAAAUGGAUGCAAAAGAUUCGAUGCCAGGGGAUGCUGGAAAAGAUCUGAAUAACACAAGCGCGAAGACAAACAGCAGUGGUCUGUCAAAUCCUUCUUCUGAAGACGUGGAAUCGUACAAUGACAGUAGCACUUCUACCGAUCUCAGCAGGUCGCCGGAGAGCGACGUUGAAUACUGGACAAGUCUUGAAAAGGCACCUCAUCGCCGCAAUGAAGCCGCCGGUGACUCGCGAGAUCUUCAAACAGGUGUUGCUGGGGGAACUGAAGUCGACAAGCUGGAGGAAGCUCCUAGGGGUUCACCAUCAGCUCUAGACGACGACGACGACGAAGAGGAACCCAGUUCAGCUGCUGAAGCAGCUUUGCCAAAGAGGCCGUCAGAGUUGAUGGUGUGCAGCCGGGAAGCUCUGAAGCAAAACCUGGCGACGAUCUGCUCAGGGAUUGCAUCGCAGGAGCACACUGGAAGCGAGUCGGUUGCUCCACCCGAACACCACGGCUCACCGCCAUGCGUCACGCAGGAAGGGACUGAGAACCGCAAGGGGGUUUCUGCAAGGUCAGUUCAAGCAAAGUCCGAUGACCAUAUUCCUCAAGAUGACAGUUCGAAGGCUGAAACGGAGGACCCUGGGAGUCUGUCAUGCAAAGGAACCCCUGCUGGGAAAUCCGAGGGCGGUGGAUACAAUGAUGAUGGACCUUCAGAGCCCCACACAUCUGCUCAAGCGCCUCCUCUUCGGAAGCCGUCGAACUUGCCGCAGCGUCGCGAGCAGGGGGUCUCACCGGAGAACGCGCCGGGUUCGCCGGUUCCUGUAGCAGGGAAUGGGAGCAAGCCAAAGAACGACGGCCGUGUUCCUCAACCUUGCCCUGUGAAACCUGUGCCAGAGCCAGGAAAACCCGAGGACGCGGCGCGCACGGACACGGACGCCUAUGUGUACUGUGUCAAGGUGAUCAGGUGGCUGGAGUGCGAGGGCUACGUCGAGGCCGGCUUCAGGGUGAAGUUCCUGACGUGGCUGAGCCUGCGGGCGACCCGGCACGAGAAGAGGGUGGUCAGCGUGUUUGUGGACGCCUUCAUCGACGACCCUGCGAGCCUCGCCGGCCAGCUAAGCGACACCUUCUCCGAGGCCAUCUACAGCAAGAGGCCGCCCAUGGCGCCGUAGACGUAGUCUCUGCGUGGAACUUGAGCGCCGUUGGGAGCAACGGAGACCUUCUUUUGUGAAUGGAAAGAUAAGGGGAGUUUCUUCUUCUUUUGGAGUGACAAAAAGAUAAGGGGAGCUGCCAUCAUCUACUGUUAGAUAUAACUAGCUAACCCUUGCACCAAUUUCUCACUGGAACCUUAUGCACUGUAUAACCUUUAUGUUUUGUUAACUCCCCAUUCCCCUCCAUUGAAAGUUAAACACACCUUAAGCAGCAUGAAGCACCAGGAACUUUGCAAUCUGGGACAACGCUUAUUUCGAAAUCUUGACGUGUUUUUGUAA
Triticum aestivum (bread wheat) is the source of this 2951-nucleotide messenger RNA. Its product is annotated as VIN3-like protein 2. Lineage: Eukaryota; Viridiplantae; Streptophyta; Magnoliopsida; Poales; Poaceae. The record is from RefSeq and is a predicted model, not a curated record. Bases 177 to 2633 code for a protein of 818 amino acids. Gene Ontology annotation, biological process: vernalization response; epigenetic regulation of gene expression. The transcript has 4 exons. Gene Ontology annotation, molecular function: protein binding.